This is a messenger RNA of Procambarus clarkii (red swamp crayfish), 1362 nucleotides long. Lineage: Eukaryota; Metazoa; Arthropoda; Malacostraca; Decapoda; Cambaridae. The record is from RefSeq and is a predicted model, not a curated record.
GCGGUGGGAGGGUGUGUGAAGCGUAGCCGGCCAUGCCCCACAGUGCCCGCGACUCUGCCUCGCGCUCUGGCUUGAUGGACCUUUAAAAUCUGAGUCGGUGUGUGUUUAAGGGGGGGCCGUUCGUUGUGAUACAAGUGUGCAUUAUUAGUGUACGGUGUAAAGUACCCAGGAAUAUCUACAGUUUUGGUGAUAUACCCGUCUCGGAAGUGAUCCCUAUCUCUGUGUAGAAUUGUUUUUUUUUUGUUUUUUGAAAAUUAAGGAAAUAUUGACUGGAUACAUCAUGAUUGGAGAUGGUUAGUGCUGGAUUAGGGUGAGGCUUGUUAGCACACCCAAUCAGGAAUGGUGAAAAGGCCGUGAGCAUGGGCAGGUAGCAGUAUGAUCUCUGGGAGUGUGGUGGUCGGCGGCACGGUCUCUCCUCACCACAAGUAUGUAGCGGUCACUCUCAUCACAGACGAGACGCUAACUUUCCCCGCUGAGGUGAAGACACGAGUGGGUGAAGUGUACAGCCAGGCCUGCUCCUACCUCCACCAGUUGGGCAUGCAAGACACGCAUCUCUUCGGUCUGGUUACUACUAUAGACGGAGAAAAUGUGUUCGCGGACCCAGAGUGCAAGCUUAGUAAAUAUGCUCCCAAGUCCUGGAAGACCUCGUCCAGCGGCAUGGACGCCAGCGGGGAACCCCUCCUCCAGUUUCGCCUACGAGUGCAGUUCUACGUUGAGACGCACCUCCUUCUCCGAGAUGGCCUCUCUCGGCUCCACUACUACCUGCAGCUGCGGGAGAACGUCCUCAGCUACAACCAAUCCAUCAGCGAGGAAGCUACCUUCCUCCUGGCCGCCUACGCCCUCCAGGCAGACCUUGGCGACUUCUGCGAGGACCAGCACCACGGCCACUACUUCGACCCCAACCUCUACUUUCCGCAGUGGCUGGUGGAGCGGGUGGGCGUGGCCUACGUCUUGGAACACGUGCCACAUAUGCACCGCGACAAUUUGGGGCUGACGAGGGCCGAGGCGCAUGCGCAGUACAUCCGGGAGGCGUCGCAGCAAGAGGCACCCCACAACCUCCACCUGUACCGUCUGCGGUACAAGAAGCAGGACCCAUCGCCUCAAGUGGUCAUGGCCAUCUGUGCAAGGGGACUUGAUAUUUAUGAGGAGGAGCCGGGUCAGUUGCACACGUCGAGAAAGCUCAUCUCCAACUUCCAGUGGUCUACCAUAGGCAAGCUGUCCUUCGAGCCUGUCGAAACCACCUCUGGCACCACCAGUCCCAUUACGUACCAGUAUGACUUCACAAAGUCAGAAGAUCGUAAGGAUCUUGUCACAUUUAUAGAAAAACGACAAAUCACAAAUAUAUACGCUGGCUUCAGCUAG